AUGCAAGGGAAAGAAGGCUUAAGAUGCAAGCCGAUUUGGAGAGGAUGGAUCAAGGAUGGAAGAUCUGAUGCAGAGGAUAUGUCUACUCUGAGGAAGAGUCUGAGAAGGAGGGAAAUGGCUCUCCAAAAGAGGAGUGAUGAGACUGAGAGUGAAGAGGAAGGAGAAGAGGUGAAUCAAUUGGUUGAUGAAGAUGAGCAAGAGAACCAAGAUGAGCCAAUGGAGGAGGUUGAGCAAGAGAAGAGGAGGAUGAGCUCCCCAUGUACCAAGAGCACUACAAUGCUCUCUUCUCCAUGGACUUUUGGAGACCAAGUACCCACAUGA
This is a messenger RNA of Microthlaspi erraticum, 321 nucleotides long. Lineage: Eukaryota; Viridiplantae; Streptophyta; Magnoliopsida; Brassicales; Brassicaceae. The record is from the annotation of a GenBank genome assembly.